Messenger RNA from Orycteropus afer afer, 3123 nucleotides. It is a transcript of the gene PEAR1, whose product is annotated as platelet endothelial aggregation receptor 1. The record is from RefSeq and is a predicted model, not a curated record. Gene Ontology annotation, molecular function: protein binding. Gene Ontology annotation, cellular component: membrane. Lineage: Eukaryota; Metazoa; Chordata; Mammalia; Tubulidentata; Orycteropodidae. Bases 1 to 3123 code for a protein of 1040 amino acids. The transcript has 22 exons.
AUGUCACCACCUCUGAAUCCCCUCCUUCUCCUGGCCCUGGGCCUCAGACUGGCUGGAUCCCUCAGCCCCAGUGACCCCAAUGCCUGCAGCUUCUGGGAAAGCUUUACCACCACCACCAAGGAGUCCCACUCCCGCCCCUUUAGCCUGCUUCCCUCGGAGCCCUGCAACAGACCCUGGGAGGGUCCCCACAUCUGCCCACGGCCCACGGUCAUCUACCGGACUGUGUACCGCCAGGUGGUGAAGACAAACCACCGCCAGCGUCUGCAGUGCUGCCAGGGUUUCUACGAAAGCAGCAGCGGGGCUUGUGUCCCGCUGUGUGCCCAGGAGUGUGUCCAUGGCCGCUGCGUGGCGCCCAAUCAGUGCCAGUGUGUGGAAGGCUGGCGGGGUGACGACUGCUCGAGUGCAUGUGAUCCAGGCAUGUGGGGACAGCAGUGUGACAAGCCCUGCAACUGUGGCAACAGCAGUUCCUGUGACCCCAAAAGUGGAGUGUGUUCCUGCCCCUCUGGCCUGCAGCCCCCUAACUGCCUUCAACCCUGCCCUCCUGGCCACUAUGGUCCUGCCUGCCAAUUUAGCUGCCAGUGCCAUGGGGCACCCUGCAACCCCCAGACUGGAGCCUGCUUCUGCUCUCCAGAGAAAACUGGGCCCAACUGUGAGAAGCCCUGUGCCCAGGGCACUGCUGGCUUCUUCUGCCCCAGCACCUGUCCUUGCCACAAUGGGGGUGUCUGCCAGGACUCCCUGAGCCCUUGCAGCUGUCCACCUGGCUGGACGGGCACCAUUUGUUCGCUGCCCUGCCCAGAGGGCUUCCACGGACCCAACUGCUCUAUGGAAUGUCUCUGCCACAAUGGUGGCCUGUGCGACCGAUUCACAGGGCAGUGUCAUUGCACUCCAGGUUACACGGGGGAUCGGUGCCAAGAAGAAUGUCCCGUGGGCCGCUUCGGGCAGGACUGUGCAGAGACAUGCGACUGUGCUCCUGGUGCCCGUUGCUUCCCCGCCAACGGCGCUUGUCUGUGCGAACAUGGCUUCACCGGGGACCGCUGCACCGAACGCCUCUGCCCCGACGGACUUUAUGGCUUCAACUGCCAGAUGCCCUGCACAUGCGAUCCUCUGCACAGCCUCAGCUGCCACCCAAUGAACGGAGAAUGCUCGUGCCUGCCAGGCUGGGCAGGUCUUCACUGCAAUGAGAGCUGCCCCCAGGACACGCACGGGCCAGGCUGCCAGGAACACUGCCUUUGCCUCCAUGGCGGCGUCUGCCAGGCUGACAGCGGCCUCUGCCGGUGCGCGCCGGGCUACACGGGCCAGCACUGCGCUAGCCUCUGUCCCCCCGACACUUUUGGGGUCAACUGUUCCUCACGCUGCUCUUGUGAAAAUGCCAUCGCCUGCUCACCCAUCGACGGCGCGUGCAUCUGCAAGGAAGGUUGGCAGCGUGGUAACUGCUCUGUGCCCUGCCUGCCUGGAACCUGGGGCUUCGGUUGCAAUGCCAGCUGCCAGUGUGCCCACGGAGCAGCCUGCAGCCCCCAAACUGGAGCCUGUACCUGCUCUCCUGGGUGGCAUGGAGUCCACUGCCAGCUGCCCUGCCCUAAGGGGCAAUUUGGCGAAGGCUGUGCCAGUCGCUGUGACUGUGACCAUGCUGAUGGCUGCAAUCCUGUUGAUGGACAAUGCCAGUGCCAGGCUGGCUGGACAGGCAUCCGUUGUCACCUGCCCUGCCCUGAUGGCUUCUGGGGAACCAACUGCAGCAACACCUGUAUAUGCAAGAAUGGGGGCACCUGCAUCCCUGCAAAUGGCAACUGUGUGUGUGCACCUGGAUUCCGAGGUCCCUCCUGCCAGAGAACCUGUCAGCCUGGCCGCUAUGGCAAACGCUGUGUGCCCUGCAAGUGUGCUAACCACUCCUCCUGCCACCCCUCGGAUGGGACCUGCUACUGUCUGGCUGGCUGGACAGGCCCUGACUGCUCCCAGCCAUGCCCCCCAGGACGCUGGGGAGCCAACUGUGUCCAGACUUGCCAGUGUCGCCAUGGCGGGAUCUGCCAACCCCAGGAUGGGAGCUGUAUCUGCUCUCCAGGCUGGACUGGACACCUCUGCUUGGAAGGCUGCCCUCCAGGGAUGUUUGGUACCAACUGCUCCCAGCCUUGCCAGUGUGGACCUGGAGAGAGGUGCCACCCAGAGACAGGGGCCUGUGUGUGUCCGCCAGGGCACAGCGGUGCCCCCUGCAGGAUUGGAAGCCAGGAGCCCUUCACCAUGAUGCCUACCUCUCCAGUGGUCUAUAACUCUCUGGGGGCAGUGAUUGGCAUCGCAGUGCUGGGGUCGCUGGUGGUGGCACUGGUGGCACUGUUCAUUGGUUACCGACAUUGGCAAAAAGGCAAGGAGCACCAACACCUGGCAGUGGCCUACAGCAGUGGGCGGCUGGAUGGCUCUGAAUACGUCAUGCCAGAUGUCCCUCCGAGCUACACUCACUACUACUCCAACCCCAGUUACCACACCUUGUCCCAGUGCUCACCUAACCCCCCGCCCCCGAACAAGGUUCCAGGCAGUCAGCUCUUUGCCAGCCUCCAGGCCCCUGAGCGGCCUGGUGGAGCCUAUGGGCAUGAUAACCAUGCCACCCUGCCUGCUGACUGGAAGCACCGUCGGGAGCCCCCACCCCCUGUGGACAGGGGUAAUAGCCGCCUGGACCGGAGCUACAGCUAUAGUUACGGCAAUAGUAAUGGCCUUGGUCAGUUCUAUAGUAAAGGGCCCAUCUCCGAGGAGGGGUUGGGGGCCAGUGUGGCUUCCCUGAGCAGUGAGAACCCCUAUGCCACCAUCCGGGACCUGCCCUGCCUGCUAGGGGGCCCCCGAGAGAGCAGCUAUGUCGAGAUGAAAGGCCCCCCGUCAGGCUCUCCUCCCAGGCAGCCUCCUCAGCUCUGGGACAACCAGAGGCAGCGACACAAUGAGCCACAGAGAGACAGCGGCACCUAUGAGCAGCCCAGCCCCUUGACCCAUGACCGAGAUUCUUUGGGCUCUCAGCCCCCCUUGCCUCCAGGACUGCCCCCCGGCCACUAUGACUCACCCAAGAACAGCCACAUCCCUGGACACUAUGACUUGCCCCCAGUACGGCAUCCUCCCUCACCCCCACUUCGGCGCCAGGACCGUUGA